GGAUCGGUGACACUUGUCUCACGCUUUCCAGGGGCAGGAGGGGCAGCCAUGCUCUUGUCGGGGGGUAGACCCCCAGCGCAGGAAUGGUUCAUGGUGCAGUCGAAAUCAAAACCUCGGGUGAACCGGCAGCGGCUCCAGGUCCAGCGCAUCUUCAGGGUCAAGGUGAAUGCCUUCCAGAGCCGCCCCGACACCCCCUACUUCUGGCUGCGGCUGGAGGGGCCUCAGGAGAAUACCGGCAAAGCCAAGGAAUAUCUGAAGGGUCUGUGCAGCCCAGAGCUGUGGAAGGAGGUCCGCUAUCCGCCGGUCCUGCACUGCGUCUUCCUUGGGGCACAAGGCUUGUUCCUGGACUGCCUCUGCUGGAGUACUCUGGCUUACCUGGUGCCUGGUCCCCCUGGGUCCCUGAUGGUGGGUGGGCUGACUGAGUCUUUCACCAUGACACAGAACUGGCUGGAGGAGCUGGUGGCCCGGCUGCGCUGGGGCCCUGCCCCUAUGGCCGCCCCCCGGGGGGGUUGGGAGACAGAGGUGACCCGGGCUUUUGGGGCCCUGGUGUGGAUCCGUGGUGACAAGUAUGCGGGAGACCUGCUGCAGCUCCCCCCCGCGGUCCAGGAGCUGCUCCUCAGCCUGGUUCGAGAUGCCGCUGGCAAGGAAGACAUCAUCCAGUGGCUCAGCCACUCUGGCAUCUCCAGUACCUGCUGCAUCCCGGAGGUGCUGAUCUUCCCUGGCCAGCAGCAGAGGGAAGGCUCAUCCCUGGUGACCAUAGGAGAGAGCCCUGGACCCUUCCUAGAGACAGGAACCUUCAAUCAGGCUUCAGAAAAUUCAGAGAGAUUAACUAGUGUGGGGGCAGCUGGAUCCCUGAUCCCAGCCCGGAGCCCUGAGCAGGAGACGGAAUGCCGGCUUGUACAGAUCUGUUCCGACAAGCAAGGUGAUGGGAACAGUGCUCAAGAGGAAGGGCCCGCUGUGCAGGCCGUCAGCAGCCAGGAGUCUGCAAGUCCCACACAAGCCCUCUUGCCGCAAAGGCAGGUACAGAGGAUGGAAGAGAGAAGAAUCUCGUUGCGGUCACCAGUGUCAGCUUUGAGUGUGUGUCCAUCCUGGAAGUCCCGGGCCCCGGGGCCAGCCUUUGGGCCAUUGUGGCCAGGGACCAUUGCUGCGACUUUCUGGAAGAUCAAUGAACUACAUUCCCUUCACCUGGCCUGGCUCCUAUCCCAGGCUUGCUUCAGUUUCCGGUUCUGGCAGAGACCCAUGGGCCCCAUUCAGCUGAGGCUGCCAGCACAGAGUCCUUUGCCCUUAAACCUGGAGUGGAAACAGAAAGAGCUGACUCCUCUCCCCAGCAUCGAAAACCAGCCUUGUAGAGAAGAUGGGGAGCUGGGAAGGGAGACAGCCCUAGAGCAUAACCCGAGGCCAGAGGACCCCCCAGGAACCAUCUGUUUAUCGGUGGUGCCAGCGGAUUGUGCUAUCAAAGAGGUUGUUAGCUCAGAGUUUCCAGAAGUAGGGCCAUCUUUGACAUCUAUACCCCAAGCUGCAGUCGAGCAGGAAGAUGAAAGAAGUGUGUUGUCAGAUUGUAGAGUUCUAGAAAAGUUGUCCUCUUCAGCACUGCCCACCGAGCAGAGGGGACCCGCAGCUCAAGAGAGGCCAGUGGCUCGAGCGGGGAUGACAGGCCAAUCAGUACCCAAAGCUCCGACCGUGUCUGAAACUCUUGAAAUGCCCGUGGCUACAGCAGUGUCCAAAGCUGAACACCCACCCACCAAGGAAAGGCUGCCUGCAGUUCCCAAAGGGCCUCCAGCCCUAAAGAAGUCAGCAGUGUACGCAGAGCCUACAGCUCCCACAAUGCCUUCGGCUCCACCCAAAUCAGCAGUUCCUGUGGCGCCCACAGCCCAAAAACCAACGGAGUGUCAACCAGCAGCUCCUGUGGCACCUACAGCCCCCAAAGCAGCAGCGGAUCAACCAGCAGCUCCUGUGGCGCCCACAGCCCCCAAAGCAGCGGCGGAUCAACCAGCAGCUCCUGUGGCGCCCACAGCCCCCAAAGCAGCAGCGGAUCAACCAGCAGCUCCUGUGGCACCUACAGCCCCCAAAGCAGCAGCGGAUCAACCAGCAGCUCCUGUGGCGCCCACAGCCCCCAAAGCAGCAGCGGAUCAACCUGCAGCUCCUGCGGCACUCACAACUCCCCAGACUCUUGCAGCUCAGAAAAUACCUUCAGUCAAAACACCUGCAGGCCCCCAAACCCCCAAAGUUCAAACUGGAAAUGCUGCUAAAGCAGGUUCUGCGACUCCCAAAACACCUUCGACCACCAAAGCACCUGGAGCUUCUAAAGCCUCCGGAGCAUCUAAAAAGUCUGCAGCCCCGAAGGGGUCCACGGUUGCAGGACCGGCCUCGGAUGUAGCCAAACUCCUGAGUGAGGCCCAGGCUUCAAAGAGCAGAGCUGCCACGCCGAAGGGCCAGGGAAAGGCUGGAAGGCAGGCUCUGCAGGCCGGUAGCACCGUGGCCUCCAGAAAUAAACAUCAGUUCCUGAAGGAAGGAAUCCUUGGGGCUUGGGAAGAAGCCCAGAGGCAGUCAUCUCACCACCCACAGGCCAGCAGCACAGUGACCAGCUUCCAGAGGUACCACGAGGCCUUGGACACACCCUUCGAGUUGAACUUGUCCGGGGAGCCUGGGAAUCCAGGGCUGCGGAGAGUGGUCAUCGAUGGUAGCAGCGUGGCCAUGGUGCACGGCCUCCAACACUUCUUCUCUUGUCGGGGCAUCGCCAUGGCGGUGCAGUAUUUCUGGAAUCGAGGACACCGAGAGGUCACUGUGUUUGUGCCCACCUGGCAACUGAAGAAGACCCGGAGGGUGAGAGAGAGCCACUUUCUGACGCAGCUCCACGCACUCAAGAUGCUUUCAAUCACUCCCUCCCAGCUGGAAAAUGGCAAGAAGAUCACCACCUAUGAUUACAGGUUCAUGGUAAAGCUGGCAGAGGAGACAGACGGAAUCAUCGUCACUAACGAGCAGAUUCACAUCCUAAUGAAUAAUUCCAAGAAAGUGAUGAUCAGAGAUCGCCUGCUGCCCUUCACCUUUGCGGGGAAUCUCUUCAUGGUACCAGAUGACCCCCUGGGCCGUGAUGGCCCCACCUUGGAUGAAUUUCUGAAGAAACCGAACAGGUUGGACAUGGACAUCGGCAAUUUCUUGAAGGUGUGGAAGACCCUUCCUCCCAGCUCAGCCAGUAUCUCUGAGUUGAGUGACGAUGCUGAUCCUGAGCCGUUGGUGGGUCCACAGAAUGUGAAAGCGGUCAGGGAGAAGAGGGAGGAAAGCCUGGAAGAGGAGCUGGUGGAGGAGCCAGAAAUAUCAAAGCCUGAUGAGCAAGAUGACCACGGCUCUUCCCUUGUGUCGGCGUUUGGAGUCGAAUGCCUUUCCUUUCCUGAGGAAAUCCUCCGGUGUCUCAGCCUGCAUGACCCCUCUGAGGGGGCUUUAGACAUUGACCUUCUGCCAGUGGUAUCCUCCCCCUACCUGGAUGUCCCCUGGGAUGGAAAGGCUCCCUCUCAACAAGUUCUUGCCCAGCUUGCUCAGCUCACCAUCCCUAGCAACUUCACCGCACUGUCUUUUUUUAUGGGCUUUAUGGAUUCCCACCGGGAUGCUAUUCCUGACUAUGAAGCCCUUGUGGGUCCCCUGCACAGCCUCUUCAAGCAGAAGCCAGACUGGCAGUGGAACCAGGAGCAUGAGAAGGCCUUCCUGGCCCUGAAACGGGCCUUAGUGUCCGCCCUCUGCCUGUCAACCCCCAACUCCCUUCUGCCCUUCUACCUGGAAGUGACCGUCAGCCAGGUGUCACUGACGGCCAUCCUGCAGCAGGAACACUCAGGAAGGAAGCACCCCAUCGCCUAUACCUCGAAACCUCUCCUCCCUGAUGAGGACAGUGAGGGCCCUCAGUCAGGGGGGGACAGCCCCUAUGCUGUGGCUUGGGCCCUCAAACACUUCUCCCGAUGCAUUGGAGACAACCCAGUGGUUCUGCGUCUUUCCUAUGCCUCCCGGACCACGGUGGACAAUGAGGCGUGGGAAAGCCGUAGGGUUUCCAAAGCCUGGUUGAUUCGAUGGUCUCUCUUGGUGCAGGACAAAGGCAAGCGGGAACUGGAAUUGGCCCUUCUCCAGGGCCUGCUGGGGGAAAACCAGCUGCUCACACCGGCUGCCUCGAUGCCUCGCGUUUUCCAGCUUCUGCCUCCUUCUACUGACCUGUCUACUUUUAUCUGCAUCCAUAUAUCCGGCUAUUGCUUCUACCGUGACGACGAGCUGUGUGUUGGCUUUGGUCUCUACGUCUUGUCUCCCACCAGCCCCCCGGUCUCCCUCACCUUUUCCUGUCCCCCUUAUACACUCACCUAUGCCCACCUGGCAGCUGUGGCCUGUGGCCUAGAGCGCUUUGGCCAGUCCCACCUGCCGGUGGUUUUCCUCACCCACUGCAACUGGAUCUUCAGCGUCCUCUGGGAGCUCCUGCCACUCUGGAAAGCCCGGGGCUUCCUCUCAUCUGACGGGGCUUCGCUACCCCAUCCAAGCUUGCUCUCCUAUAUUCUCUCUCUCGCUUCCGGCUUCUCAACCCUUCCCUUUAUCUACCGAAUCCCUUAUCGGGGCUCUCUGUUUGCUGUGACAGUGGAUACUUUGGCCAAGCAGGGUGCCCAAGGGGGCGGGCAGUGGUGGGAUUUGCCGAAGGAUGUGCCAGCGCCAGUGGUGACCCCCCAUACUAAAGGCAGGAAACCUAACUUGCUGGCCUUACAGCUGAGUGACGGCACCUUGGCUGAUGUCAUCACCAAGCUGCAGGCAGGGCAGAAAUUACCCGGGUCGUCGCCGUUCAGUUCCGCCUUUCAUUCCCUCAGCCUCGACAAAGACACUGGCCUGCUUAUGUUCAAGGGGGAAAAACAUCCCAGGGUCUGGGUAGUCCCAAGGCAACUUCGGAGGGAUCUGAUUUUUUCUGUGCAUGACAUCCCCUUGGGGGGGCACCAGAGGCCGGAGGAGACUUAUAAGAAGUUGCGGUUCCUGGGGUGGUGGCCUGGGAUGCAGGAGCAUGUGAGGGAUUACUGCAGGAGCUGUUUGUUUUGCAUUCCCCGAAAUCUCACAGGUGGUGAGUUGAAAGUAAUUGAGUCCCCGUGGCCUCUCAGGUCAACGGCUCCCUGGUCAAGUCUGCAGAUCGAGGUGGUGGGUCCGGUCACUGUGAGUGAGGAGGGUCAUAAGCACGUGCUCAUUGUGGCGGAUGCCAAUACCCGGUGGGUGGAGGCAUUCCCUCUGAAGCCCUAUACGCACAUGGCUGUGGCCCAGGUGUUACUGCAGCACGUGUUUGCAAGAUGGGGUGUGCCCCUAAGGCUGGAGGCAGCCCAAGGUCCCCAGUUUGCCCGGCAUGUCCUGGUGAGCUGUGGACUGGCCCUAGGAGCCCAGGUGACCACGCUGAGUAGGGCCCUCCAGUUCCCCUGUUUGAUGAGUUCAGAGGCCUACUGGGAGUUCAAGAGGGCCCUGAAGGAGUUCAUCUUCCUGCAUGGCAAAAAGUGGGCAAGCUCCCUUCCCUUACUGCACCUGGCCUUUAGGGCCUCCACCCCAGACGCCACCCCAUACCAGGUCCUGACUGGGGGGGAGGUGAGGCUGGCAGAGCCCUUGUGGUGGGAGAUGAGCAGCGCCAACGUGGAGGGGCUCAAGAUGGAUGCUUUCUUGCUGCGGCUGAUGCGGGAGCUGUUGGACCUCCACUGGCGGGUGGCAGAAAAUGCAAGUGAGAAAGCCGAGAAUAGACGUUUCAAGAGGGAGACCCAGGAGAAGGGGUGGCAUGUGGGCGACCAGGUCCUCUUGUUGUCUCUCCCCAAGAAUGGCAGCAGUGCCAAGUGGGUGGGUCCCUUCUACAUCGGGGACCGGUUGAGCCUAUCCCUCUACAGGGUGUGGGGUUUCCCGACCCCAGAGAAGCUGGGGUGUGUCUAUCCUAGCAGUCUAAUGAAGGGCUUUGUCAACAGUGACACAGCCCUGUCCCUCAGUGUGCCCCUCAACGACUUGGAGCAGUGAGGUAGAGCCAUCAAGGAGCUCUCUGCUCCAGGGGUCCUGGGUUUCUGCUGCUAGGCCUCCCCUCUGCUCUAAGAAAUGCUCUUAGCUCUUUGGGGCCCUUGGUUGUGCCUUUUGUGGAGAAGUUGCUUCAAAAAGCUUUGCUGAAUUGCCUUGACCUAGGGAUGAAUGUCCCUAUGGAAACAUCCCCAGCUUAGGGUUUUUGGAAACCUUGCCAAAGGUUGUCAUAUGUGGGCUCUGGCAGUUUUACACUUGGGAGCAGAAAGUCUCCUUACUAAAGUAGGCCAGGCUCACAGUCUUCCCCAAGUGCCGUCUUGUCCCUUCAUACACAUGCAGGCGUAUAUUGGUGUGUGCACCCCUUCCCCCAAUAUCUUAAACCUGGUAUACUUAAUAGCAUGAAUCUGAACCUCACAGUGGGUACCACCGCUCGCUCUCAUGUGAGGGCCUCCCCUUACACUGUGGGUUUGGUGAGCCUUUGCCCUUGGAGUUUUCAGUGGCACAGACACAUGCUGGCA
Peromyscus eremicus (cactus mouse) is the source of this 6506-nucleotide messenger RNA. RefSeq names its product NYN domain and retroviral integrase containing (gene Nynrin). Gene Ontology annotation, molecular function: mRNA binding; RNA-DNA hybrid ribonuclease activity. The record is from RefSeq and is a predicted model, not a curated record. Bases 49 to 5994 code for a protein of 1981 amino acids. The transcript has 8 exons. Lineage: Eukaryota; Metazoa; Chordata; Mammalia; Rodentia; Cricetidae. Gene Ontology annotation, biological process: DNA integration. Gene Ontology annotation, cellular component: nucleus; cytoplasmic ribonucleoprotein granule.